Diaporthe citri is the source of this 2181-nucleotide messenger RNA. RefSeq lists its product as uncharacterized. Bases 1 to 2181 code for a protein of 726 amino acids. Gene Ontology annotation, cellular component: nucleus. The record is from RefSeq and is a predicted model, not a curated record. The transcript has a single exon. NCBI's taxonomy places the organism in Eukaryota, Fungi, Ascomycota, Sordariomycetes, Diaporthales, Diaporthaceae.
AUGGCGACGACAACACCCUCCCCCGGCCAGAGUUCACCAGAUCCAUUGGGGAUCACGGCAACAAAGUCGGACAGCUCUGACGACAGCGUCACGACUCCUUGCCUUGGGGAGGCGGGGCGUCAUUUAUAUGGCAGUCUGUUCAGACGGGACUCGUCUUCGACCACCACCCUGCCCUUCCCGGACUUCAAGAUGGAGAACGAUUCGGCUGAGCAGCCUGCCAGGCCCUUAUCGCCACCUCCGUCGCCACUCUCACCACUGGCCUCGCGCAGGAAGAAAAUCCCGGAUCCCCUCACCAGACGACUGAAGAACAAAUCCGGCCUCAAGUCACAUGUCAAUGAGUCGGCCCUAAGACAAUACACGGAGUACGAUAACCUCGGAACACCUCGGUCGCCUUUCUUCUCCCCCGGUAUCUGGACGGGGAACACAUUCGGUGAGCCGGACGCCAGGACCAACCUGGAGCAAUACGAAGAUGCCUUCACUCCCAAGCUCCCGAUUCUCGACGUAUUCGCGAUGAAGACUGUCAACUCCGUCUUGAAAGACCAGGCUGCAGUGGCUCGGAUGAGGCAAUUCGCACAAUCGCGAGGCCGCUACAAGGACAUCGACUUCCUGACGAAGGUGGAGGAAUAUAGCAACACGAUGAGCAUGGUCUCCUCGAUCAUGGCUAACAUCUCCAUGAAGUUCACCGGCGUUGCAGCCUCCCAACCCAUCAGGCUCCCCAUGGCCGUUUCCAAGAGCCUCAACACCGACAUCAAAAAUGUCUCCACCUCACUCCUACCAGGGCUAGAAAGCCUGUUUGAUGACGCGAAGUCUCAUAUUGAGAGGAGCCUCGCACAAGAUAUCUAUCCGGAUUUUCUCAAGAAUCAGCUGUCUCUCGGCUUGCAAACCAUCGGACCUGGUUACUCGCCCAGCCAGAUUUGUUCCGGAUUCGGUGACUCUUUUUGCAUUACCGACUCGUAUCAAGCCGAUUCCCCAAUCGUCUUCGUUUCAGAUGGCCUGGCGGGUCUCACUGGAUACAAACAUGACGAGCUGGUUGACAGGAACUGCCGCUUUCUCCAGGGCCCAGGGACGAGAGCAAGCGGCGUCGACCGCAUCCGGGACGCUGUCUCGAAGAACCACGAGUGGUCCGAGCUGCUCCUGAACUAUCGCAAGGACGGCAGGGUCUUCUGGAAUCUUCUAUUCACAGCGCACCUGAUGGGAGUCGACGGCCAAGUUCGUUACCACCUCGGUGGCCAGGUGGACGUAACAGAAGUCCUGGAGUCGCAGGAGGGCGUCGCCAGCUUACUCGGCUACGUGCCUCCACUGAGGGACCGCAAGCUUCCGAACCUUGAUGAACACGAGACCCGCGGGUCAUGGCGAAAUGCGUUCAGCAGCAAGGAAAGACGGCCGGCCAGGGAGAGAGAUGCCAAGUACCCGCCGCAGACCUCCCGCAACAAGUUCUUCAAGAGCUUUCGGCGCCAUUCUCGGGGUGACACGCCCGUCUCCCCAAUCGACAACGAGAGCAACCAUGACCUUUCGACGUCAGAGCCGACCACGCCCCUGGACCAUCGAGGGUCGAUGACCAUGCCAAGCCCGCCGCUGCCGACCCAUCACGCGGUCCUCUCGCCAUACUCCCGAUUCAUCGUGCUCGAAAACAUCCCGCCGGGCUCGACGGGGAGCACCCACGAGAAGAAAAGCCUGCGCGCCCAGCUCCCGGUCGCAUUCUGCUCCACGGCGAUCAUGGACAGCCUCAACAACAGCGGCGGCGCCAGCCAGAAGUGCCUCGCAGACGUCAUCGGGAACAACGUCUUCAAGGUCCUCUCCGAGGCCGGGAACUCGCCGUCGGUCAACAAGUCCUUCAAGGCCACCGUGCGGGCGAGCAUCGCCGAGGGGCGCACGGCCAAGCUCGACCUGACGCUCAACGGGAACAACAACAGCCUGAGGAGGCCGCGCGGCCUCUCGCUGUCCCGCAAGUCCAGCGGCGUCGGGCUCGCGGCCCUCGGGCUCGGCGGGGAGCCGACGCCGAGCUCGAGCACUGCCAGCCACGGCCGGUCUCUGCGCAAGAGCAUGAGCCUGGAGAGGCUGGUGCCUACCAACCAUGGCAGCGGGGGCGCGGAGGAUUUCGUCAGCUACUGGACCCCGUUGAAGGAUGGGAAUAGGGCUACUCGGUUCGUGGUUGUUGUGCUUAUCCCCGAGGUGUCUUGA